AUGUCCGACAUUGAGAAGUCGUUCGUGUUCCUCCAGGACAACCUGCCGCAAUGGCUGCAGGACAUUGCCAGCAUCCAAGAGAAGGUCACGGCCAUGCAGGCCGAUAACACGGAAGUGCCCGUAUCGCAGUCACCGUUCGGGAAGCGGACCGACUCCACCGCGUCCAUACGACCAGCACUGGACGCCAUCGCAGAGGACGCAGCGCCUUCGAACACAACACCUCCAGACGCCGUCCCAAGUCGCAAACGAAAGUCGCUUUCCGUCUCGUCCGGCCACGAACCUGGCACUGCCCGCCAUCGCCCUCGAACCAUGGUGGUUGUCAACUACGAUGGAGACAUGCAGAAGUCGUUCGAACUGCUCGUGCGGGCAAUAGGGACUGGACGCAACAUGUUACGUAAGGCCAAGAUGGAGGCCAGAAUGAAUGAGAUGGCCACCCAGGCAGAGUCGAGCGCAGAGGAGGACGACAUGGACGACGACGACGAAGAGAUCGACCUAUCCAAAAUCAACUACCGAGCCCGCAUGUCAUCAUUACGCGCAAGGUCGGCGGCGAGGAGAAGCGGCAGACUGGGCGUCACCAGUGGUGUAGAGACACCUGUCGUGCUGUUCGAUACCUCGGACAAAACGUUAGAGCAAGCCCAAGAGCUGUGCGAGAAGUCGGCGCAUCUCACAUUACGUGACGGCGACUGCAGAACAGAGCUGGAAGGGGUGCGAAAGAACUUUGAGACUGUGUUGGAGACGGCAAAGAUCGAGGUGGAGAAAUGCAACGCACGCAAGGCACAACAUCCACCUGAAUUACAGGCGCACGAGACCUCCGACACAUCCGUGUCUUCCCUAGAGCCCGAGAUGAAAUACCGGAAAGACACUUCGCAAUCCGUACCACCACCACCCGAACUCGAUACUCAACCCAAGACCACAUUGGCAACACAGCCUGCGCCUACCCCACAACCACUGAAAAUCGUCGACAUUGAGGUUGAUGACGAAGACGACGAUGACGACUUCGUACUGCCGCCUUUGCUUGUCCAAGCAGAUGCAAGCAUCACCCGAGAAGAAACCGCUAAUGGAUCGCGUCACGCAAGUGAAUCGCUCGACGAUGCCAGGAAACCCCCAAUUGCGUCCGAAGAAGCUUCCGAACGACGCGGCUCCAGUCAUUCCAGCGAAACAAUCAGCAGUGGCAGUACUGUCUUUCUCCACCCAGACGAGAGCGGUCAAGGUGUUCCCGAUCCUGUGAAGACACCGCAAAUCACGCCAUCUUCUGGAAACAAGGACAGCAGCACCAGUUCUCCGCCUAGUGCUGGCGUUGAGAAUGUCGUCGAAUCCAACAAGUCACCGAUGACACCACCCGCUUCCGCCGUACCUACCUCGUCUUAUAGCUUGCGCAGCCGAACACAGAGUAAGCUCGUAUACGACGUGAAGUACCACCCCAUGGACGAUGCCGUUCGACCCUCUCAGGCUGCCAAACGUCGCUCGGCACACGGAGAAAAGCUAGUCCCCGAGUCUGGCGAUUCAAGUGAGGCUUCUAGCAUCCUCGAUGCUGACGCUGAUAAAACCGAGUCGGACGAUGCACAAAGCGAGGGAGAAGAUGAGGAGGAGAUACCGAAGCGAAAGACGAAGAGCAAGGCGCGCAAGCAGUCCAAGUCGCGACCAGUACCUACCGAGGGUACGAGACGGUCUACGCGCAAUGUCUCGGGUAUCAAGGCAUCCUAUGAUAUGGGUAAACACCCUCAGGACAAGUAUCUUGUCAUCUCGAGCGAUGAUGACGACAGACCGAUCUCGAGCAACAAACGUAAGAAGCUCUCUCGUAAGCGUGCAAAUUCCGGACAUAAUGCAUCAUCCAAUCCCAAAGGAGCGAAGAGGUUUAAAGCAGUCCACGGGAGGCGAUCGCGCCCCGCCGACUACGAUACAUCCGAUGCGUUGGACUUAGACUCCAGUGGUGCGCCCGUAUUCGCUAGUGUGGAGGACGGUAACAACAUUGAGUCCAGCGCUUCUACUGUCGCCUUCACAUCCCCGCGCUUGCUGCUUAUAGCUGACACUACUGGCCAUGGCAUUCGUCGCCGGGAAGGGAUGGAUGUCUGGCACUAUCCUCCAGGAAAGAGAUACCUCAACCACGAUCGAGACUAUUGGUCUGUCCUUCCAGGCGAUGCCUUCGAAAUCUUUCAAGAGAAACUUGAAGACCAGCUAGCGCGCGAAGCAAUGGAAGCGUCACCACUGAACUAUGAGCAUGAUGAUAAAGAAAACCCCAGCAACACAGGCCCCGAGCCACUCAUCGAUGAGAAUGAAGGGAUGUCCAUCAUACCAGUUGCGCAAUAUCGACAGUCAAGCGCCGAAAAACAGGUGGCGGACCGACACUCCCUCGUCUCCAACGCUCUUUACUCUGACGAUCCUCCGCAAUCGUAUGGCCUAGACGGUACUGAUAAUAUCUAUGAAUCUCCUCAGGAUGACGUCUUUGACGGCAUGAACAUACUCGCGUCUGGACAAUGUUUGCCUCCGGGUCAGACCCAACCCGAAGCGCAAACUGAGACGCAGGACUCAGUGAUCGGUCCCAGCCUGAUCAGCGAUUCUCCAGGGUCUGAUUUGUGA
Alternaria triticimaculans is the source of this 2577-nucleotide messenger RNA. RefSeq lists its product as uncharacterized. The transcript is spliced from 4 exons. Lineage: Eukaryota; Fungi; Ascomycota; Dothideomycetes; Pleosporales; Pleosporaceae. The coding region runs from base 1 to 2577 and encodes 858 amino acids. The record is from RefSeq and is a predicted model, not a curated record.